AACUGUGUGGACCCACAGGGAACACAGCCCAGGCAGCUGGUUGGUCAAGUCAGUGACGUCUGGGAGGCUCCGAGCCGGUCGGCUGCUUGUGGCGCAGGUGGAGCGAUACGUCAAAGUAACAGAGUGUAAUGGAUCCAAAAUGACAUUUAAGAGCAACAAGCAAGAAGGUUAUUUUUAUCCAUAUUCAUUUAUAUUUCGAUGAGAACAAAAGCUAGCUCCCUGCAGAGACGGUGGGAACCAGAGAAAUCACAGACAGAGAGGAUCUAUUCUGGGGCCGGCAUGGGGGGAAUGCUUGGAGCAAUCAAAGCUGAAACGCUGCACGAGAGGGUGAACGAGGUCACGCGGAGAGCGACUCGAUUCAGGCAGAUUCACAUCCACAUGUGAAUCGUACCCAGAGACCAAGGCUGACUGUACCGUGCUGCUGCAGCCAGGCUUCAUUCUGGAGGGAAAGGCCCCAGUCGAAUCCAGCAGGGGGGAUGGAGGAGGUAGGGAGGCCAGGUCCAAUAGCCCCAGCCCUGCUACUCUGCUUCUGACCCAGGGAGAGAGUCCAGGACCAUGGCAGAGCGAGAGCCUGCUGGCAGAGUCCUGGUCCACAAUGGGCGACCUGGACCCAGAGGACACCAAAAGCCUGGACAGCAGCAACGAGGCGGCCGUGGCCAGCGAGGAGAACCACUCCUCCAACUCUGACAUGGUCCACCUGGAGCAGGAGGAGGUGGAGAUGCUGGAUGAGGAGGGGAACGUUGGGAGAGCAGAGGAAGAGGAGGAGGACGAGGAGCUGCAGACGAGCGUGCUGAGUGUGUUGGGUGGGGAGAGGGAGCUGGUGGAGCUCAGGGAAGAGGAGGAGGAGGAGGAGGAGGAAGAGGACUUCCAGGACCCAGACAUGGAGGAGGAGCCUUUCCUGGUGCCUACAGAGUUCAGGCGGUCAGUUCCUGCGAUGAGCUUACCUCCUCUGCCUGUCGUCAAACUGGACCCCCCCUCCACCACAUCCACCCCAGUCCCCUCCACCACAGAGUCUGAAGUGGAGGAGCUUUAUCCCGCUCAGGGGCUCCUCCCUCCAUCCAUCCUCACACCCAUGGCAGCAGAACCUGUCAGUGAAAGCCUUGAGCAACUACAUUUUUCACAGGUCCCUCUCUCCGAUGUGGAGGAACAUUCAGUUAAAGCCAGUGAAGCCGCAUCGGGGAAGGAGAGGCCUCUGGGCUCCACGGAGCUGCUGUGUGGAGGAGCCCUGCUGGUGGCUGUUGUUGGAGUGGUGGCGUACGGGGCUGUGGCCUACUGCAGGAAGUAGGCGCCUCUUCUCCAAUCAGUCAUCGGCUCAUCCUCUCGUCUUUUGUGAUUUCAAAUUUAUUCCAGAUGAAAUCUUCCGCUUAGAUCUGUGAAUAUAGGAUUUGCUCUUUUGACUCUCAUGCAGUUACUAUUGCACAUUAAUCUGAUUCGUUUCCUACCUCAGCUCACGGCUUUAAUGUAGGCUUUAAACCAAAACUGCUAAAUCAUGAAAUGAAAACUGUAAAUUGAAAAAAAAAACGGU
Messenger RNA from Betta splendens (Siamese fighting fish), 1525 nucleotides. RefSeq lists its product as uncharacterized. NCBI's taxonomy places the organism in Eukaryota, Metazoa, Chordata, Actinopteri, Anabantiformes, Osphronemidae. The record is from RefSeq and is a predicted model, not a curated record. Gene Ontology annotation, cellular component: mitochondrion. The coding region runs from base 596 to 1285 and encodes 229 amino acids. Gene Ontology annotation, biological process: apoptotic process. The transcript is spliced from 2 exons.